AUGAAGAUAAAGGCAGAGGCUGGAUCACAGGAUUCAGUGCGAUUGAAACGACAGAGCUCCGACGCAGGUGUUGAAAGGUUUGACUUUGAUGCCGAAGAGUACGAGAUAGAUCCCCGGAAGAAACUCAAACUGGUAACUAGGGGUGUAUCGAGUGGUAAUUCCGAUGCCGUUGGUACUCAGUCUCCUGAUGGUAUUAAUGCGUUUGAGAAAAGGGCUACUAUCUCCAAGAUGAUACUGGAUAUAAAACGUAAUGAUAUAUUUGGCACCGCUCCUAUAUUGAACGCAGAGUCCGCACUGGACGAUCGCAAAUACAUAAAUUACCAUAGGAGGAUGCUUCGGCAGGAAUCACGUAUGAUUCAAUUGGAUAUAACACAUGGGGAGAACGAAGCAGACAGAUUGCUUGGUGUUUACGAUAAACUGAACAUGUUCAAUUGGCAGCCGACGUUGCUAAAAGUGACAAAGAUAAAUGACCCCAAUGAUGAGGAAGAAAUGUUGGCCAAGAGAGAAAAGACUAAAGAAUAUAUACAAACGCUGCUGAAUAAUUUUGACAACAUGAAAAAGAGGACGUUAUCCCUUAAUAAAAAGAAUGCUAAGUACGUGAAGAAAAUUGGGAGUGAGAAAACAAUGCUUCCAAACUCUAUAUCGAGAUCAGAUUCCUCGGUGUUCCAUGGUCCGGACAGAACCAAAAUUUACAAUUAUGUGGAUAGGAAAUAUUACUCAGGCUAUGUUAGCUCGUCUGAUGAAGAAGAAGAAUGUAUGACAGUUGAAGAUAUCAAAGCUCAUCGGAAGGCUUCACGUGAAAGACAAUGUGGAAGUGCGUUAACGGUUUGUUUGAGUAAUAAUUUCAAUGCUGGUUAUGCAAUAGUUGCAGAACCGUUAAAGAAGCCAUAUAUUAUUAAGUGUACCACACAGGAAAGAAAACAUUGGAAAAACAUUAGAGGUGAUGGCGACAUCAAAAAAUUCAAAGUUUAUCAUCCUCCUACUACAUUAGUUGCAAAUCUGACGCAAAGAAUCAGUUGUGAAAACACACUGAAACCGAAAUCGGUGAACGAACUACGAAACCCAAACGAAGAUAAUGAAGUUAUUGAUAAUGAUCAAAAACAAUAUAAGAAUGCCGAUAUUUUGUUGCCUAGUGAGGAUUCAGUACUUUCUGACGUACCCUCUUCAUUACCGCGUAGUCCUUCAAUAGCUCCCAUCAACCUACUACCAGUGAAAAAGCUACUAAAAUCUACUGUGGAGGAAACAUCAACUUUACCUAACUAUGACGGUAAUUAUGGUGAAUUGAUUUUGAAUAGUCAAUAUCAAUCCAAUGAUGUACCACAUAUGGGAUAUUCCUCAGAAGGAGCGGGCACAACAACAAAUUAUCUGGAUCGUACAAUAAUUCAAAAUACUGGAAACGUAGAAGCCAUGCCCAACACUAGACAAUUGCCACCACUAGGAAACUUCCACUUAGAGAAUAAUAUGAACGCAACCGAAAAAAACAGUGUUGUUCUUUUGUCUCAAGCUGAUAAAUACUAUCCAUCUCUAUAA
This is a messenger RNA of Nakaseomyces glabratus, 1530 nucleotides long. RefSeq names its product Sas4p (gene SAS4). The record is from RefSeq and is a predicted model, not a curated record. Lineage: Eukaryota; Fungi; Ascomycota; Saccharomycetes; Saccharomycetales; Saccharomycetaceae. Gene Ontology annotation, cellular component: SAS acetyltransferase complex. Gene Ontology annotation, molecular function: histone acetyltransferase activity.